CAGCUCCCCGAUGCCGCCGCAGAUCCCGCCUCCGCCACCCGGAACCGUUCCCGGAGGCUCCCGGGAGGAAAGGGCCAGGCCGGGACCGGAAAGGGUGGAGCGGCUCAGGAGCUCCCUUGGCGGGUCUGGGUCCGCGUUUUGUUGCAGUCCCGUCCGGAAAGGCGGGGGCAGCCCCGGGGGACACGGAUCUAUCACAACCCCAUGGCCAGUGUUUCAGCUCCAGCCCUACAACCUUUCUUUCAUCUUCAUCUCAGAUUCCAGCUCUGACCCCAUGGUUCAGCUCCGGCAUCCAUGGUUCUUAUUUCAGCUCUUGCCCCAGCUCCACAGCAUGGAUUUCAGCUCCAGUCCCACAAGCUUUACGGCAGCUCCAGCUCCACCGAGGGUAUCUCAGCUCCAACCCUUGCAGCUCCACUCCCGCCCGAGCGGCGGCUCCCGCGCUUCUCCUGCCCGCCACGGACCUACCCAGCUCCCGCUCGCUGCCUCCCCAGAGGCGCAGCACCGGAACCCUCUACUCCGCACGGCCUUAUAUAGGCCCAGGCCCCGCCCCUCCCGGCGCCACAGCCAAUCGCGAACAGAGGCAGCACCGGGUCCCGCCCAGCCCGCUUCUGUCCGGUCCUUCCCUCCUGCCCCGGCCCCGCAGGCUCCGGUUCCGCUCUCGCUCCGCAGAGCUACCGGGGGCCCGGCCCCAAUGCUGCAGCUCCGGCAGCGGCUGUUGGGUCCCGGGGCGGGCGGGGGCUCCGCACAAGGCCGCUCCCAGGGCCCGAUCGAGCCCCGGAGCCGGGAAUGGCUGAAGUAAUAAACACAUUUAUUGCCCGGGAUCCGCCUGGGGAAGGGGAGCGGCGGAGUUGGUUCAAGUCCUAUGGGUUUGCUUGAAGGGGCAGACAGCAGCCUCGGGGACUCCG
Calypte anna (Anna's hummingbird) is the source of this 902-nucleotide messenger RNA. Its product is annotated as translation initiation factor IF-2-like. NCBI's taxonomy places the organism in Eukaryota, Metazoa, Chordata, Aves, Apodiformes, Trochilidae. The transcript is spliced from 2 exons. The record is from RefSeq and is a predicted model, not a curated record. The coding region runs from base 11 to 796 and encodes 261 amino acids.